UUCAUUCAAAUCAUUUAAAUUUUCUGUUGGUAGAGGAAAGUUGCUUUUUUUGUUAUCAAAAUUUCCACUCUGGCAGCCAAUGCAAAUAUGCAGGAUCCAAGCGAGGAAAUGCUGGAUCGCCACUUCCGACAGCAAGUAGCCCGGUUCCAGGAUGUGUUCCAUAAUAAGGCCUGUCCCUCUGAUCGCCUAAUUAUGGCAAGUUGGAUGAAGGUCUUUGAAGCUGUGCCGCUCAACCAGAAGUUGGCCCGAAACGGUCUGAUGCUACUGAUCCACGCCCAUCUGAAGGACUUUGGAAACCUUCGAGCUCCGUUUACGGAUGUACGAAACUGCAAAAAGGAUCUCAACGGGUUACUAGACAGCUACCGGGGAAUUACAGAGACGGGUUGCAAGGACAAAUCAUCCUCACUCCUUUCACAGAAGACCAUUCCCAGCACGCCUUUACCCAAGGAGCAGCACCGAUUGAUGAAAAGGAAUAAUUCUACCAGUCAGCCACAUCGGAUGCAGUUCCACUCCCGUGUCUUGGAACCUAUCAUGGAAGAUACGGAGCCCUCGGAAAUGGCUCCCUCUACCAGUAGACACGGAGCAUCGCUAAUCGGGACGAAGAGCUUCGCCAAACAGUCCCCAGGCGAGUGCUCAGGUAUCCAAAGGCCCUAUCUACGCUUCAGUCCUGCAAAGACACAAAAUAACCAAAGUGUAAGGCAGAAGAUCUUAGUUUUCGAAAAGAAGAAGCCACUUGUUAAAAAAUCAGCUCCAAUGGCAAGUGUAAAAUUGGCAAUUCACCCUAACGAGGAUACAACUAGGCGUGCCCCAUCCUCAGAGCUGCCAUUACCAGAGCAAGAUCCCAAGAAACCCCAUAUCCCAACCCAUUUAACCAGACGACCGAGUGCUGUGAGAAAUUUGAAAAAUUGCUUUCAAGAAAUGGCGGAACGCGUUAGAGAUCCUUCUGAAAAUAGUCAGACACCUUUCUUUAAAACUAAAGCUCCAACUCCAGCACCGCCAAAAAAAGUAGCUUUUGCUACAAGGGACUCGGCUAUGAUGCCCAGACCAUCUAGUUCUUCCAAGGAUACCGCGAAAUACAAACGUAGAGACAGUCCAGCGCCUCCACCCAGAUUAUAUGGGGGGUAUAGCGAGUCAUCCGAUGAAAUUCUUAGGGGUUUGCCAAAAAGUGAGCCAAAAAAUCUUUGCAACGAAUGUCCCUUAUUCACAGACGACGAUGUCCAGGCUUUUGAAACUGGCGCUAAUAAAGCCCUGGAACGUUUAAAACUUUGGAAAGGAGCUCCAAAUAGCUUGAACUUUUUCACAACCUGCCUGGACAUAAGCCACCAGGACUCGGGUUCACAGGAAUGGCAGGAUUUGGACAAACAACUAGAGCACGAAAUUAUUCGGUGGGUUCGACGCGAAUCGAAGAAGAAAGUUAGGAGGAGCCGAAGCACGGUCGACCAGGAAUCGAAUCUCUUCGAGGCAAGCGGAGAAUUGAGGUGUUGGGAGAAGCUGAAGGAACUCUGCAAGCUACACGGCCCUAGAAAAAUCGCUCCGGAUGUCCUUCGUAAAGUCACCAAGGCCAUGGACGAAAAGUGCCAUCAGUUGAAGAAGGAGAUCUACUCGGUCAAUGGGGAGCGCGCGAACUUCUCUGAGUAA
This is a messenger RNA of Drosophila bipectinata, 1638 nucleotides long. RefSeq lists its product as uncharacterized. The record is from RefSeq and is a predicted model, not a curated record. Lineage: Eukaryota; Metazoa; Arthropoda; Insecta; Diptera; Drosophilidae.